Betta splendens (Siamese fighting fish) is the source of this 2733-nucleotide messenger RNA. RefSeq lists its product as uncharacterized. The transcript is spliced from 10 exons. Bases 296 to 1930 code for a protein of 544 amino acids. NCBI's taxonomy places the organism in Eukaryota, Metazoa, Chordata, Actinopteri, Anabantiformes, Osphronemidae. The record is from RefSeq and is a predicted model, not a curated record.
UUCUUCCGGUUAGCUUUUGACCUCGGAAACAGUUCACAGCGUAUGUUGCGAUGUCCACCAGCCCACGGCGUCGCUUGAAAUCAAUACCAAGGUUUCCGCGAAUUAAGUCAGUGGAUGAAACAAUAGUUUAGUAACAGUAGAUUGUUCAGCGGCAGAUAUGGAGCGUCUAAAAGUGUCGGCACCGUCGUUACGAGUCUGAAGUAGGUAGUGGAUAGCUGAGCUAGCUGUAGCGGACUAGCUAACGUUAGCCAAACAGCAAACCUGCAACAACAGUGCAUUCACGACGGUCCCAGCCAUGGAUGUCAGCAUUGCCGUGUCGUUGAUCAGAGGGCAGAUGGGCACCGUGGUUGAGCGGGCAGUAAACGGAGCAGUGGAAACCGUGUUGGCCGAGAUGCUCAAAGUGGUCGGCGUUAAAUUUGAGGAGCUAAAAUCCCAAGUGGUGGUGUUAAAGAGGGACAUCUCAACACUUCAGAGGGAGAAGGCCUUAAAGGAGAAGGAGAAUGACAAUAUUCGAGCGAAGCUACGCUACACUGAGCUAAAGCUGAAGUACUACAGGCAGGGGGUGGAAGAGGAGCUGCAGCAGAGGGCGUCUGCUGCAGCUCUGGUGCGCAUCCACCCACCUUCAUUACUUCAAACACAGAAAGGUGGUGCAGCUGUUUCCCCUACUGGUGCCACAGCAUCACGCUUGCCUCAGCCGAGGACCACUGAAAUAGCAGUAAGACGUAAUCAAGAAUGCAGCUCUUCACAAAGCACGAGCUGUCACGCAGUCCGGGCGCCUUUAGAGAAUCAGGGAGUUGCCACGGCUGACUCUUCUAACCUGCAGCUGCCUGUUUCACUUCCUGUCAUCACACCUGCAGACGCUCUGGACAGCAGCACAGUGUUGUUCAGUCCCACGGAGCCAGACGCAACAAAAAGUAAGGCUGAUCAAGACGACUGUGAGUGGACUAUCACUCUGCACCCGCACACAGAAUGCGUGGACCCGGUUAUGGUUCCUCCUCCUGCUGAGACUUUAGGGCAGCCACCUGUAGCUGGUUCUGUAUUCCUAGAUGGUUCCACCCAGGCUGAUAGCUCCACACUGCCUCCCACCACUACACAGGUGAAGCAGGAAGCCCAGCAGCCUCAGGAAGAGGAGGAAGUGAUCUGUAUCAAGGAGGAGCCUGAGGAGGAGCAGGAAGUGACCGCCACCUUGCUGCUGGACUGCCAGGAGGAGCAGGAUCAUCUUGCAGAGUCAGAGGCUGAAAUGCAGACAGCAACCCACUGGUCAGGACUUCCAGCAAACCACACAAAUCACACUACAGUCAUGAGCUCAGCCGAACAAAACACCUAUCCACUUCAUCAGAUGGUGACCUCCAUCCCGUCCAUGGUGGCCUUGCAGCCUGGCAUCCCACCUCGCCAGGCGGUACGACCCUGGACUAAAGACCUCAGCCUUUAUGAAGAAUACAAACUGCGCAGGAAUGAGCUCCGGCGCCGUAACCUCAGCAGACGCAGAGAGCUGGAGAAAUCUUUGCCUCAGCCACUACUCGCAGACCUGGUGCGAGAACGCAGAGAGAAGACCAGACUAAGGGUGGCCCGAUGGAGGGCAAAGAGGAAACUCCAGGCGUGUCUGAACCAGGCUCAGGCCCAAGGAGUCGCUGCAGAUGUCUCUGUUUCUCCAACUGGUUUUCCCAUCAGCAGCCAACACGAAGGAGUUCGACUGCCUUAUGCCUCCACCUCCAGUACUCAGCCAGGCUCUGCUCGCCUCAACAGCAUGUCUGCAGCAAACAUCUCUGCCACGCUCCCAUUUAAAGCCUCCACCCCCUCCUCUAAUCUGCUCCACCGAGGCACCAACAUGUCUGCGCAUGAGCACACAGUGACAUCAUCCUCUCCGUACCCCCAGGUCAGCCUGUUGCAGCAGAGCAUUUCUCUGGUGGACACACACAUCUUACCGUGAGGUGUUUAGAAUUGGUGCUGAGUAGUAAAGGGUCAUUAUUUUAUCCCUGAUGUUCAGGUGGAUUCAUAGCUCACCUGCUGACUGUAAGUGAACUUGUUUAUUUUAUUAUCCAUUUUCCUAAAGCAUCCAAAUAAUUGUAAGAACCUCCAUUUGGCUACAGAAUCACAAAAAUAGACGUUUUUUUUAAUCAACUGAUUUACUGAGCACAGAGGACAAUAGAUCUUCAAGUCACAACGUCAGCACCUUGAAUUUGUGCAUUUACUGUAAUUGUACAAUCAACACUGUAAACUCAAUGUAGCUUCAAAAACAUUCAACGCACAUAGUUAUGCCUUCAAAACAGUGACCUUAGCCUUUAAUUUGCAUUUCGAUACAAUAUGUUAAUGUAUUUCAAAUGAAAAUGUACAUUGAAUUUCUCACUGUCUUUCGUACAGUUCAUGUGAUGUGACAAUGUAGUGAUUGUUUGUUUGUAGGGAGACAAACCCAGCUUAGCCUGAAGACACAAACAUUUGGCAUUACAGUGUUAGCUCUGGGAAGCUAACCGCGCAUACGUCCUCUUCCUACUGACUGUGCAGUAACUGUAAAUCAGCUGCUGAGCUCAGACUGCUGGAGUCUCUGACCUUAGGUUAGUGGAGCAUUUUUUUUACAUUGUUCUGCAUAUACUUUAGUUUCUCACUUUGUUUAAUGGUGCAACAACAGAAUCUCUUUGUAGCUAGUUUGAAGAGGACGGUUGUUUCAGUGCUUAACAACAUAGGUGCAUGUGAGUAUUAAAACUUUAACUAAUAAUAAACAAAUGUGUUACCAUG